AUGCUCAUGACGGAGUGCGAAUCGGAGGGCACCGCAGCUAUUGGGAGCGGCAACGUCCUUCGGUGGGCUGAGAGCGAGACAUUGACGGAUUACCUGGGCCGAAUCUAUCCCCAGUCAACAUCGAUGGACGUUCCUAAAGACCUCAUCGACUUGAAAAACCUCAGAUGUCACAUUCUAGCUAGGGACGCUGGUAUUAAGAUCCAACAAACAGAAAAGCUUUCUGAUCACCUGUACCUCAGACACAGCCCAGGGAGUAAGAUCCUCCUUGUUUUCUCUCACCGAGCAUUCCUCGAACAUAGUCGGGAGAGAUUGAGCGUAAUCCGCCAGGAUCUGAGCCACUCUACAGAUGAGGCAUUAUCAUUAGGAUGCCUACCUGCAAAGCUCGUCGAUGAGACAUUGAGAAGUUACAACCUCCUCUUCCCGCCCAUCGGAAACGCCAAAUCUAGGAAGCUCUUACGGGAAUGGGUUAAGCGUGAAAGACUAGACGAAAGCCUCUUGAACCCCUCCUUCGACCAUUCCAAGAGAGACCCUCCCCGGACUUUACACGAUCUCUACGAGGAUUUCCCAUACUGGGCCCCCCAAUUGGCCCGUCUACUGGAAGAAGUCGAUGAUCCGACCCCGACAACACGGUGGGAGAGAUACGCAGAGCGGAGAAAGUCCCACCGGCACACAUACAAGUGCGCCAUCGCCGCGCUUGUAGUGGCUGCCGUAUCGGGGACGCUGGCGACAUUGUUGGCGGCAGUUCAAGUAUGGAUAUCGUAA
Colletotrichum lupini is the source of this 762-nucleotide messenger RNA. RefSeq lists its product as uncharacterized. The coding region runs from base 1 to 762 and encodes 253 amino acids. The transcript is spliced from 2 exons. The record is from RefSeq and is a predicted model, not a curated record. NCBI's taxonomy places the organism in Eukaryota, Fungi, Ascomycota, Sordariomycetes, Glomerellales, Glomerellaceae.